Populus trichocarpa (black cottonwood) is the source of this 414-nucleotide messenger RNA. Its product is annotated as ATP-dependent Clp protease proteolytic subunit-related protein 3, chloroplastic-like. The coding region runs from base 1 to 414 and encodes 137 amino acids. Gene Ontology annotation, cellular component: endopeptidase Clp complex. The transcript has 6 exons. Gene Ontology annotation, biological process: protein quality control for misfolded or incompletely synthesized proteins. The record is from RefSeq and is a predicted model, not a curated record. Gene Ontology annotation, molecular function: ATP-dependent peptidase activity; ATPase binding; serine-type endopeptidase activity. Lineage: Eukaryota; Viridiplantae; Streptophyta; Magnoliopsida; Malpighiales; Salicaceae.
AUGUUUCUAGUGGCACAACUUGUUGUGUGGACCGAGGGUGUUCAUGAUCAAUGCCUGUUGAAGAUGGCGAGUAAAGCUGAGAGCAAGAAUGGGUCAAUGGGGUUAGGGAAAACUCAUUCAAGCAAAUUUCCUAAUGCUAAGUGCCCAUUUGUGUUAGGGAGCAAGGUUGGAAUGGAGACAGAAGGUUUUGCCAUCCAUGAUUCAAUGAUGCAGUUAAAGAAUGAGAAACAUACAGUUGCUGUAGGAGCUGCAGGAGCUGCUGGUGGCCAGGCUUGUCUACUACUGGCUGCUGGAACAAAGGGCAAACGACACAUGAUGCCGCAUGCAAAAGCCGUGAUCCAACAGCCUCGUGUUCCUUCAUCGGGGUUGAUGCCUGCUAGUGAUGUUCUUAUCCGUGCCAAAGAGGUUCGUUAA